This is a messenger RNA of Linum trigynum, 888 nucleotides long. NCBI's taxonomy places the organism in Eukaryota, Viridiplantae, Streptophyta, Magnoliopsida, Malpighiales, Linaceae. The record is from the annotation of a GenBank genome assembly.
CUGCUGUCCCCGCCAUCAUGAUCGAGAUCUACGCGGCCGCCUGGCUCCGCGACGUCCAGAUCGGCUCCGUCCGCGUUCUCAUCAGCAACGUCCAGAUCGACGUCCAGAUCGUCUCUACACCAAGCUCUCUGCCUCCGGCGUCGGCUUCAACGACCUCCUCGACGCCAAGGCCACCGCCGGGGGUGCGAAGAAUCUCGAUGAGAAGACCGCCAAUGCUAGUGGUACCAAUUCCUAUUGGUACGAUACCACUACUCACUGGUACGUACCAGUGGCUCCCCUACCACUACUCACUGGUACCACUAUCAUCUGGUUGCCGGAGGGAGUCUGCCGGAGAGAAUUCGCCGGAGAAAAAUUUUGUCAGUCGAUGCGGAGUGGCUGCUGGAGAAAGGAAAAGAGAGAGAGAGAGAGAUAGAUAGAGAUAUUAAUGUAUAAGAUUUAAAUUUCAGAAAAAAAUUGUAUUUAAUAUGGGUAUUAAAUUCCCAAUAUAAUUAAUACAAAAAAGGUAAUUAAUAUAUUCAUUUUUUUCAUACCCAAAAUAUCCUUGGUUGUGAAUCUGACAACCCCCAAGGGGGUUGUCACCGUAUCCUGUCCCCCCCGGUCCAAUUAAUUUACCCAAAAAGAGUCCAGAAGCUACGUUCCAAAGAUCCUCUCCAGAUCCCCUUCUUCUUGAAUUCCCUUUCCUUUCGGAUUUCUUUUAACUCCGUGGAAAAUUACCUGAGCUAAUCAACCGCAACACUAAAAUUGUUUGAAACCGAACAGAAAAAUAAAGUUACCGAUCUGACUGAGUCGUGGACUAAGUCGCUCUCUUUAAAACGUUCGCGGCACUGCCUUCAUUGCGAACGGCAGACUAUCAGCCGGUCGCCUCCAGGAUAAAACAGUCACUCUAAU